AUGUCGCCAGUGGCAGAUUAUGAACUGCUCAACAGGGCCAGUGGUAGAUCAAAGGCUCUUACCGACGAUGAGAGCAGGGCCCAGGCCCAGGCCCAGGAACUCUACCACGCCCGGAAGAUAUUGGACGACAUGGUGCAGGAGAGCACAUGUAAUAUCUGCUACGAACCGUUGUGUAGCAUGCACGUUACGCACUGCGGGCACAGUCAUUGUACACAGUGCAUCCGCACGCAGUUUAGAGAGAUGGGAGUGCUGAACGCCAUGUGCGGCAAGAUCUACGCUCAAUGCCCGACUUGUCGGGUCGAGAUUAGCCUUGACGUGAGCAGAAACGGCCUUCUCAUUGUUCCUGUUGCUAUUGCAGCAGAAAAUCAAUUGGUGCGUCUUCGCAAGUGGUCACAGCGGAGGGCCCAGGAUGAGAAGCUGUUAGCUCAGGAUGUGUCCCUUCCCUCCACGGCUUCUUCGCGGGGUCGACUCGCCGAGGCCAUGACCCGAGAAGACGAGAUGCGCACCUCAACGACAGGUGCCAACACAGUCGCCUACGGCAAUGGGAUUCUCGUACGUGAUCUCGAGAUACCACCGAUACCGUACGGCUGGGUACAGAAUGCUGCGCGGUCAAUGCCUACCAUAGGUAUGACCUCGUCCUCAACAGAGACUCAGCUUCAACUAGCGGGCUACCAGCCGGGUUAUAUCCCAGUCGUAUAUCACCACCCCCCGCCUACUUCAUAG
This is a messenger RNA of Colletotrichum graminicola M1.001, 723 nucleotides long. RefSeq lists its product as uncharacterized. The transcript is spliced from 3 exons. The record is from RefSeq and is a predicted model, not a curated record. Lineage: Eukaryota; Fungi; Ascomycota; Sordariomycetes; Glomerellales; Glomerellaceae. Bases 1 to 723 code for a protein of 240 amino acids.